Molecule: messenger RNA, 548 nt
Organism: Drosophila subpulchrella
Lineage: Eukaryota; Metazoa; Arthropoda; Insecta; Diptera; Drosophilidae
Product: migration and invasion enhancer 1
Exons: 2
Coding region: 39-326 (95 amino acids)
Biological process (GO): negative regulation of apoptotic process; positive regulation of filopodium assembly
Source: RefSeq, a predicted model, not a curated record
CGAUAAUUUUGAGACAGCUGUUCUUGAUUUUUUAUGUAAUGGUGAAAGUGGAGGUGGAAUACUGUGGCGUCUGCAACUUCAGCGGGCAGUGCCGCCUGCUGCGCGAGUUCCUGCUGGCCUCAUCCCCCGAUUUGGAGGUGUCCUGCCGCCAAGGACGCCGAGGAUCCUUCGAGGUGGCCAUCGACGGACAGCUUGUGCACUCUAAGCUCUCCUGCCUGGCAUUUCCACAGCAUGACAGUGUCCUGGCCCAGGUUCAAAAGGCGCAGCGCGGAGAGCCAGUGGAAAAGGUCCUGGAGCAGCCCAUCAAGGACUGCAGCGUUAUGUGAUGAUCUUUAGUAAACCCUAGUUUAUUCAGAUAUGUUAAAUUUAAGUUUGCACCAAAGACAAUGUUAGAACAUCCAUCCCUUACGAUAACCUGUGAUAUAAGGCUUUUCGAGUUCAUUUAUAUAGAAGGGCAUUAUAUUUCCUUGAUGAUACUUUAAGGAAUUCAAAUUUAAGCAUAAGGAAGUGAAUGUAAGGAAUCCUUAAAUCUUAUUAAACGAGAUACC